AUGAAUGGUAAUUGGUAUCCAUGGUCGAUGGGUUCCACUCCACAGGAUUUUAUAUUGGCAUGGCGUCGUAUACAUGAUAUAUUCGCAAAUAAAAGUUUAGGUUCGACCAGACUUCAAUGGAUUUGGUGCGUGAAUAAUGCUGAUGUUGGUGGUUACGCAGCUGAGAAUUACUGGGUCGGAGAAAAUUAUGUUGAUUGGAUGGGAAUCGACGGGUACAAUUUUGGUACAAGUCAAAGUUGGAGUUCAUGGUUAACUCCGAAUCAAGUAUUCGACAAUAUGAUAACACGAUUAAAAAACUUAUCUUCAACAAAACCAAUAUGUAUAAAUGAGUAUGCAUCAACAAGUAUGCGUAUUGGAAAUACUCCGAAUAUAACAGCAAAAAGUGAUUGGUUACAACAGUUUUGCACAUAUAUGAAUAAUAAACAAAUUAAAAUGGCUUCAUAUUUUAAUACAGAGAAAGAAACUGAUUGGGCAAUAUUUGGUGGUGUCCGUGGAGAUAGUUUGUGGGGUAAUUACAGUGUCUAUAGUGCAUAUCGAAGUUGUCUUCAAUCAACUGAUUGGAUAUUAGCAAAUAGUACAAAUGCAAGACUCAUUAGUGAUGCACAAUUCGCUGGUACAAGUUAG
Molecule: messenger RNA, 624 nt
Organism: Rotaria sp. Silwood2
Lineage: Eukaryota; Metazoa; Rotifera; Eurotatoria; Philodinida; Philodinidae
Source: the annotation of a GenBank genome assembly